AUACAUGCAUAGAAAAUAGAAGACUACCAACAUGCUCACCAUUAACGUGUCAUUGAAACUAUCCUUAUAUAUAUUCCCCUUAAUAUUUUCUCUAAUUCAUUGCCUUUAAUCUACCAUGGCUUUUACCACCACUAAUAAUAAUGCACUUCUCUUUUGGGUACCUCUAUGCCUUCUUGUUUUCCUUAUUUCUCCCUCCUUAGCUCAGCUACCACUGCUUCAAAGGCAGCCGCAACAACCAAGGGGCCAGCAAUGGCAACAUGACUGCGACAUCCAGCAGCUGCAAGCGGCUGAGCCAACUCACCGUCUCAGGGCUGAGGCUGGGGUGAUCGAGGUUUGGGAAUCGAACAGUGAGCAGUUCCGCUGUGCUGGGGUGGCGGCAGUCCGUUAUGUUAUUGAGCCUAAAGGCCUUCUCUUGCCUUCCUACACCAAUGCUCCUUAUGUCACCUACGUAACACAAGGGAGGGGUAUACAAGGAGUUAUAGUCCCAGGGUGCCCUGAGACCUUCGAGUCACCACGAGGCAGUGGUUCGGAUACAACUCGAGAAGGACAACGUGAUCAACACCAGAAGGUUUUCCGAGUUCAGGAAGGUGACGUGAUAGGAUCACCUGCCGGUGUCGUUCAAUGGACUUACAAUGAUGGGGAUGCCCCUAUUGUUAGUGUCACCUUGCUCGACCUUAGCAAUCCUAAUAACCAGCUUGAUCUCAAUUUUAGGAGUUUCUACCUAGCUGGAGAUCCCCAAGGUGGCCAGGAGCGAAGACCUAAAGAAGUUGCAGGGAAAAACAUCUUCAAUGGCUUCGACGAUGAGAUGUUAGCUGAUGCUUUUAAUGUAGACACCGAGACAAUAAGGAGCAUGAAGGCUGAGAACGAUGAGAGGGGCAGCAUUAUUCGAGUCGAACGUGAUCUCGAGAUAUUAAGCCCUGAAUGGGAUGACACAGAAGAGGAGAGAACAAGGAGACUAAAUGGCUUGGAACAAACCUUAUGCUCCUUAAUCUUUAAACAAAACAUCGAUCGACCUUCGCUUGCUGAUGUUUUUACCAAGCAUGGUGGUCGUAUUAACACCCUUAAUGGCCACAAACUUCCCCUCUUGCAAUAUCUACAACUCAGUGUUGAGAGGGGAGUGCUCUACAAGAAUGCACUGAUGACACCCCACUGGAACAUAAAUGCCCACAGCAUAAUCUACAUAACAAGGGGUACGGGUUGGAUCCAAGUAGCCCGAGAAAAUGGGCGGUUAGUAUUUGAUGACCGAGUCCAAGAAGGGCAGCUCUUGGUAGUCCCACAGAACUUUGUGGUGGUGAAGAAGGCAGAACAAGAAGGGUUAAAAUGGGUGUCGUUUAAGACCAAUGACAACGCGAUGAUUAGUCCUUUGGCCGGAAAGCUAUCGGCCAUCCGAGGCAUGCCGGAGGAGGUGCUCAUGAAUUCUUAUGACAUGUCUAGGGAUGAAGUGAGGAGGCUCAAGUAUGGAAGGGAAGAGUUAAGUCUGUUUAGUCCUAGGACUAGGUCAUUCUAGCUAGGGAAGUUUGUGGAAUGAGUUUGUAAUUUUGUGUGUAAAAUUUAAGUGGGUUUCAAAGUUGUUUUUAGAAUGUAAUUAGUUGAAUAAGAGAAAGAAACUUAACUUGCCCAAUAAUGUUUUUAUCUCUGUUUAGGUUUGGUAAAUGAGAUUAAUCAAAUGUUUAUUAU
Chenopodium quinoa (quinoa) is the source of this 1677-nucleotide messenger RNA. Its product is annotated as 13S globulin seed storage protein 1-like. The transcript is spliced from 4 exons. The record is from RefSeq and is a predicted model, not a curated record. Gene Ontology annotation, molecular function: nutrient reservoir activity. NCBI's taxonomy places the organism in Eukaryota, Viridiplantae, Streptophyta, Magnoliopsida, Caryophyllales, Amaranthaceae. The coding region runs from base 116 to 1507 and encodes 463 amino acids.